GUUGAGACAGGCGAAGCAGAGAAUAAUGCGGCGGCGCCGGCAGAUUGUGAAGGCAAUUCUUUUGUUACUGAUAGCAUGCCUCCUGGCAACGUAUGUAGUCGCUCAGUUGGGCGGAGAAGAAGAAGAAGGACCGCUUGGCGGAGGAAGUAGCGAAGACGAAGAAGAACCGCUCGGCGGAGGAAGCAGCGAAGACGAGGAAGAACCGUUUGGCGGAGGAAGUAGCCGUGGUGGCAAUACGAACGCAGGCGGCGGAGCCAAUAUGGCGCAGCCGUAUCUCUGGUCCCGUGGGAAUCCUUUGCAAUUGGCACUUUUUUUAUAGGAAUUGGAAGCAGUUACUAAUUCAUGAGCUAGGAUAUACAGAAUGAAAACUUCAGUUUAUAAAAAAGAUAAUACCUUGGUUGUAACAAUCCGUCCACUGUGUUCGGGUGGCCACA
This is a messenger RNA of Cuscuta epithymum, 434 nucleotides long. NCBI's taxonomy places the organism in Eukaryota, Viridiplantae, Streptophyta, Magnoliopsida, Solanales, Convolvulaceae. The record is from the annotation of a GenBank genome assembly.